UUAAUUAAAAGCCGAUUUCAAGCACAUGACUUCUUGUUGAGUUGUUCUUGUAAGUUGUAACAAGCCAGCUAUUCUUUCUCUUCAAAAAAGAAUGUCUAUCCUCAGCCUGUUUGCACUCUUGCUCGCAGUCUCUUAUGCUACAAGCAUUCCUCUCUAUCGCUUCAAAAGUGCUUACGAGACUCACCGUAGAGAUGGACGCAUCACCAUGAGAGAUGUUGCUCGAGGACUUGAGCAGAAGUACUCCCGCAACUUACCUGGAUACGUAGGAGAUGACGAACCAAUGAAGGACUACCUCAUGGCCCAGUACUACGGUCCUAUCUCUCUUGGUACUCCCGACCAAGACUUUAAUUGCAUGUUUGACACAGGUUCGUCAAACCUCUGGGUACCUAGCAAGAAAUGUGGGCUCCUGGAUAUUGCCUGUCGUCUCCACAAUAAGUAUGACAGCACUAAGUCUAGCACUUACAUUGCUAACGGUACCAAAUUUUCUCUUCAGUAUGGCUCAGGGGCAACCUCUGGUUUCUUCAGCACAGACAACAUGAAGAUUGGUAAUUCUACAAUCACAAAGCAGUCCAUUGGUGAGGCUACACAUGAGCCUGGAGUUGCUUUCGUUGCCGCUAAAUUUGACGGUAUUUGUGGUAUGGCCUACCCUGCCAUUUCUGCCGAGAGGCAGACGCCAUUUUUUGAUAACAUGAUAUCCCAGAACCUCGUUAACGCUGGAAUGUUCGGUGUUUUCUUGAGCGCUGACACUAGUGCUAGUUUGGGCGGAGACUUGAAUCUCGGAGGACCUAAUGAGAAAUACUAUACUGGAGAUUUUAACUAUGUCCCACUGACCUCUAAGACUUAUUACAUGAUCAAAGUUGACGGCAUGAAUGCUGGUAAUUUGAGUCUUUGUGAUGGUGGUUGCAAUGGUAUAGUUGAUACUGGUACUUCACUCAUAGCCGGCCCUACUGCAGAGGUAACUAAAAUCGCCACGGCCAUUGGAGCUAAAUCCACCCUUGCCGGAGAAUACACUAUUGAUUGCACUAAAGUCCCUUCCCUGCCUGACGUCACUAUCACAAUUGCUGGUCAGAAAUACACUCUCACUGGAAAGGAUUACGUGCUUAACGUUGAAGGACAGUGUCUGCUUGGUUUUAUGGGUAUCAACCUUCCCGACCAGCUGAAGAACAGUUGGAUCCUGGGGGACGUUCUUAUAAGGGUCUACUACACUGUCUUUGACUAUUCUGGUGGUAGAGUUGGGUUUGCCCCGUCCAAGCAAAAUUAAACUUUUGAAUGUGUGACUUGCAGUUGAGUGCAUUGCAGUUAACUAGUUAUUGUUUGACACUAAUAGUUGUUGAAUCAUUGUUGUUUUUGUUGAUCUCCCCUCCUUUUUGCUGUUGAUUUAGUUUAUGAUAAUCCAUCAUAAUAA
Messenger RNA from Amphimedon queenslandica, 1405 nucleotides. RefSeq names its product cathepsin D-like. Gene Ontology annotation, biological process: proteolysis. Gene Ontology annotation, molecular function: aspartic-type endopeptidase activity. The record is from RefSeq and is a predicted model, not a curated record. Bases 92 to 1261 code for a protein of 389 amino acids. The transcript is spliced from 8 exons. Lineage: Eukaryota; Metazoa; Porifera; Demospongiae; Haplosclerida; Niphatidae.